AUGGAGGGGCAACUUGUUUACAAUAUCAUAGCAAAAAUUGCUGGGCAAAGCCCAGUCCCAUCAACACAGUCUUGGGAAAAAAUCAGCAACAGCCAAGACCAAACACAGCUCCCCUCAGCUCAACAAUCCUUAUACGUGAAGACCUCCAAACAAACCAAAGAGAAAAAGCCGCGAAAGGCUCAACAACCUCUUAAACACGAGAAAUCAGUCAAACUGAACAAAACAACGCGUAAAGAAACAAAAUUAUUACAACUCACCCAAAACAAUUUGACAAGCAAAAACUUGAUGGGAAUCACACGAUCGAUGCUUAACUCCCGUAUCGAAAUUUGGAAAAAAGAUGCUGAAUUAGACGACGCUCUUUUCCCUCAUCCUUUCAUGAUGUAA
Messenger RNA from Entamoeba invadens IP1, 384 nucleotides. RefSeq lists its product as hypothetical. The transcript has a single exon. The record is from RefSeq and is a predicted model, not a curated record. The coding region runs from base 1 to 384 and encodes 127 amino acids. NCBI's taxonomy places the organism in Eukaryota, Evosea, Mastigamoebida, Endamoebidae.